CUGGGCUAGGUGGAUCCAGGUGGGCAUGGGCUCUGGGUGGGUUUGUACAGCCUAUCUAGGCCCCAUGUGUAGAGUACAACCCAGAAACCCACAAACUAAACUUUCUGGUUUCUAGUUCCGCGUGAUCAUGUGCUCUUUGGGAAAGCAUUGCACUGUAACUGUAUGAAGGUACAUGUCCUCCUAGUCCUUGUCUGUUUAAUUAAUUAAUUAGUUUACUCCGUGCACAGUCUAUUACACGAGUCUUUAUGCAGGCUUCUGUUGUUUAAAACAGCUGAAUGUUUUAAAUAUGUUCAACGCAGUCGAGCCUGUUGUGGUGACGUAGGGGGCCUCUUGGCUAUCCAAUCAGCUGCUUGUGCGUUUCAUCCACUAACCAAUCAGAUGCGUUGGCUAGCAUAUUAGCUUUAGCAUCGCUGCUAGUUUAGCCGGGAUUUCAAUGCAGACAGUAUGUUAGCAGCAGCAUUUUGUUGUUCUGCUCUGUUCACUGUUCCUAAAUCAGUACAACGGAAAGGCUUAGUAUUGUUAUAUGUGCCUCAGCGCGGAUAUAGGCUCGCUAUCCCCGCUGCUCUGCUCUGAUAGCUACAAUAGCUUUAGCAUCGCUGCUAACGCGAGCCUGUUAGCUUAGCUGGUUAGCAUUGUGUCGCAGGUCAGAGUUCAGAGUUGAUAUGAGCUCAGCGUCACUCUGAGCCGCUCAGCGCGGGGGAGAGGCUAGCGGAUACCGGCGGCGUUAGGCUGGAGCUAGGCUAGCUGAACCAGAUAUGGAAGGUCUACCAGAGAUCUGAGCUGUUUUACCUACAGUAGAUCAGGUUUAUCUGCUGUGGGCGAUAUACCGAGCCUGGGAGCGGUUUAAUGGAUCGGUUUGUUGGAUCCGUUUAACUUAACGUUAGAUGAUAAGUGUGAGGAACAGUUUAGAGGAUCAGUGAAAUGGAGUAGUUUAGAGGAGCAGUGUGAAGAUCAGUUUAGAGGAACAGUUUAAUGGAUCUGUUUAGAUGAUCAGUUCAGGGGAGCAGUGUGAGCAUCAGCGAGUGAGGGCAUCUGAGGUGUGGAAUGGCUGGGCUGUGUGAAGUUUAGAAUUUAGUCUUCUGCUUAUGCUCUCCUGGUCUCUCAACAUGAACAGGAUUCAGCUGAAACGCUCCAGGAUCUUGAGGAUGGCUCUGAAUGACUCGGGUCCUGCGGAUCAGGAGGGCAGGGAGCCUUUCUUGGUCCGGGCGGUGAAGAUAGCCCUGGUGGUGGCUCUCUACUGGUUCGUGUCCAUCACGAUGGUGUUCCUCAACAACUACCUGCUGGACAGUAAGGACCUGGACGCCCCGCUCUUCGUCACCUUCUUCCAGUGCAUCGUGUCUGUCUGCCUGUGCGGGGUCAUGAACGUGCUCUCCAUCAUGUACCCAUCCUGCGUGGACUUCCCCUCCAUCAAAGUGGACCUGAAGGUGUCCCGGGAGAUCAUGCCCCUGUCCGUGGUCUUCAUCUCCAUGAUCACCUUCAAUAACCUGUGCCUGAAGAACGUGGGGGUCGCCUUCUACACCGUGGGUCGGUCCCUGAGCACGGUCUUCAACGUGCUGCUGUCCUACGUGAUCCUGAAGCAGACCACCUCCAUGUACGCGAUGCUGUGCUGUGGGGUCAUCCUUGGUGGUUUCUGGCUCGGUGUGGAUCAGGAAGGUGAAGCGGGCUCCCUCUCGUGGUCCGGUGUGUUUUUUGGUGUUCUUGCCAGUGCCUGCGUCUCCCUAAACGCCAUCUACACAAAGAAGGUGAUGCCAGUUGUGGACGGAAGCAUCUGGAAGCUGUCCUACUACAACAACCUAAACGCCUGCGCCCUGUUCCUACCUCUUAUGAUCGUGUUCGGGGAGUUUGGACGCCUGGCUUCGUUCUCCCAGCUAUUGAACAUGAACUUUUGGGGUAUGAUGGUGGUGGGUGGAGUCUUUGGCUUUGCCAUUGGUUAUGUUACAGGCCUGCAGAUAAAGUACACCAGUCCGUUAACGCACAAUGUGUCUGGCACAGCCAAGGCGUGUGCUCAGACUGUGCUGGCAGUGAUGUAUUACCACACCAGCAAAAGCGGACUGUGGUGGACCAGUAACCUAAUGGUGCUGGGAGGAUCUUCUGCAUACACGUGGGUCAAAGGCCUGGAGAUGAAGAAACCUUCUCCUCCUCCUCGGGAAUCUUCAGAAGAUGAAGAGAAGCUGUUAAAAGGGGACUCUGGAGUGUAAAAGAAAGAAAAACUCUCUCUUUCGUGCUGGAAUGUAAAAAAGAAACGUAAUGUUGUCAUCAAGAUGAUGAUGAUGAUGAAGAUGAACUUCGCUGUUUGGCGAAAAGGGACCAGUGGGGAAAAACAGUCCAUUUGGAAAAGAAAUUAGAAUCAUAUAUUUUUAAGAAAAGCUCUAGCAUUUUUCAACCUAUGUCAAUGUCUUUUCCUGCUUCUGUACUGUACUGUUGAAACACAGACAAUUGUUUCAGCACAUUUUACAAUAUAUAGAGCUGCAAGAACUAAAAGCUUGUUUACUUUAAACACAUAUGUAUGAUGGAAGUCAAUGAGCAGUUAGUCGAUAUUUUACACAAAUUAACCUGAGGAAUAUUGUGGCUGUGAAGUGAAGUACACAAUAUUAACAGCUGUUACUCUCAAAAUGACCGAAUGCAGUUUUGGAACAGUCACUGUGUUAGUGGUGUACUAUAUCAUCACUGUUAUGCAACAACCAUGUGUCUCUAUUUUUUUGUUUUACACUUAUAAAUCUUGUAGGUGUUCUUUAUAUUGUAUUCAAGUUUUAUGUUUAAUGGACCAAUAAUCAUUUUUUUUUUUUUUUUUACAUUUUGGAGACGACAACAAAAUAAGGGCCAACUUUUUAGUAAAAAUUCAUGAAUCAGUACUUUCCCAUUAUUAGCUUGCGUCAGCCUUCGCCAGUCACAUAAACAGACCAUAGCAUUGGUGUUUGUGCGAGACAACAUGCAAAAACAGGGAAAAAAAAAGGAAAAACUGACUAGGCAAGAUGCUAGAUCCAGUGUCUGAACCUGCAGUUAGUGUUUCUGCUGGAUAAUGAGCAGCAGCAGCAAACACAAUACAGUCUUGUUUUUAACUGUACAGGGCUGCUGCUAUUUCCUCAUUCAGUUGCUGUAGUGACAUACAGUAUCUAACAAAUGAGCACACCCCUCACACUUUUGUAAUUAUUUUAUUAAAUACUUUCAUGGGACAACACUGAAGAUAUGACACUUUGAUACAGUGUGAAGUAACAGUGUAAAUAUACUGCUCCUUCAGAAUAACUCAACACACACAACCAUUAAUGUCUAAACCCCGACAACAAAACUGAGUGAAAAUAGCCAAAUUAUGGCCAGUUUGCCUCUUUCCUUCCCUGGGCUCAUGUAACUUGUUAGUGUUACAAGGUCUAAGUUGUACAUGGGGCACACGUGUGUUAAAUUUGGUGUGAUCACUUUAUUUCACAUUUUAAUCUGGACGCUAACUUAGGCUGUGCAAUUAACUGUAUUUUUAACGUUGCAAUAUUUGUUUGCAACAACAGAGGGAGAUUGUAAGAUUGUAAUCAUGUGACAUAACUAGACUGAAGGUAGAGCGAGGUAGAGGUUUAUAGUGAACACACAAACCAGACUUCCUCGUUCCUAAUGCUGAAAAAAAUCAGAUCUAAAAUUGAUAUCAAGAAAUCUUAACGGUAUUAUCACACCACACAUUUUUUCGAUAUUGUGCACCCCUAUUGCCAACAUGCUCAGAAACCUGUAAUAACCCUGCGCACAACACUGUGCUCCUCACGAUUUACUGUUUUCUUUCCUGAAAAAACACUUCCUCCUCUGUUGCACACAUUCCAGCUUUAUUUACAGGCAUUUUUUUUCACACGGAUGUGUACUGACUCAGCAUCUAGCCAUUGACUUCCAUUAAUCUAUGGUUUUUGUGGGAUUUCUCAGUGUUUUCAGUGAAACAUGUUGAUGUUAUUGUCUGUGGGAAUCAACUGUAUAUUACAAGUGCAAUAGAUAGAAGUUCCGUUGGUUGAUAAACAAAGUUUUGGGUUUAUUUGUUUAUAAUAAACCAGGAAGAUCCAGUACUGGUGCAAACUUUAGUGAGACUAAUGUCUCAUAUACUGGGUGUUAAUGUUAUCUUUAAGUUAGUCUAUAUGGGUUUUGCACUACAUGUGCGUGUGUGUAUGUGUGUUUUUGUGUGUAUAUUAUUUGACCACACUUGAACUGAAAACCUUAUUUUUUCUUAGUAAAGUAACUUGAUUUAAAAUGCCUUGUAAUAAGUAUAAUUAUUAAAUAAUUUUUU
Molecule: messenger RNA, 4249 nt
Organism: Astyanax mexicanus (Mexican tetra)
Lineage: Eukaryota; Metazoa; Chordata; Actinopteri; Characiformes; Acestrorhamphidae
Gene: slc35c1
Product: solute carrier family 35 member C1
Exons: 2
Coding region: 1086-2198 (370 amino acids)
Biological process (GO): protein O-linked glycosylation via fucose; GDP-fucose import into Golgi lumen
Cellular component (GO): Golgi apparatus
Molecular function (GO): antiporter activity
Source: RefSeq, a predicted model, not a curated record